CCUGUGGUCUGCAUUGUCUUCUCCCUGCAGUUACAGUAUAGCCUAGAACAGAGGAAUUGACCUGUAGUUGUCCGGCAUCCUGAGUGUCUCUGAGAGGGCCAGACUCUAUUCACUGACACCAUUGUUGCUUUUUCUCAAUGACCUGUGCUGUUAGCUGGUCCCUAGAAGUCUUGGAGUUCCCAGUGCAGAGAACCAUCACAUGGCUCUGGAGAUGCAGAGCUUGGGCCAGGACUCAGCUCAGCCUGGCACUCUGUGUGACAUUUUGGGAUGGUGGUGUGAGGAUAGAGUGAAGGUGACCAGGCCAUGAACCGGGAGAGCAGCUAACCCAGAAGACCAUUGACAUAAUCCUAGAGCAGGUGGUUUGAAGGCUGGGUACUAGAACCCUGCCAAGGGAUACAGCUUUCCUGGACAGCAGGGAUCAUAUCUGAAGGCUGAGCUAGGACUACCUUUUGCAGAAGAGGUGAGCAGCUGGUAACUGCAUGGGCAGGUGGGAGCUGAAUGGAUCCGCCUGCUCAGGCAUUUGAGCUCUAAUUUAUUAAUCAUCAGCACUCACAGUGUCAUCAUUACUGUCUUUUUUUCUGGCAGGAACCUGCUCAUGACAAGGGUUCCCAUACCUGUACCCGUAGUGGAACCAUAUUGAGUCCUUCUUUUUCCCAAACUCCUCUCAUGUACUCCCGUGUCCUUUGCAUGGUUCAUCUCUGCAAGGCCAGGUGACAACUUUUGCUCUUCUUGUGGAUUACUUGGUUUGCAAGACGCUGCCAGUGAGACUUGAAGUUUACGCAGCUGGGACCUGGGCCUCCUCAAUUUUGUACCUGCAUGUGCUGGUGGAAAUUUGGAACGUGUUGGAGCCACUGUUUACCUGGACAUCUUGAGCCAUUUUGAACUUAAGGCACUGACGCUGCUAGCAAUGAGCUCCCAAAGCCAUCCAGAUGGUGGGAUUGGUUGUUGUCCAGUCAUAUCAGCCCUUGAUGACCAAGAUUGGGAUGGGCAGGUCCCUGUUGUAUCAGUGACUAAAAUGCUACUGUCACCCUUGCUGGACUCUGUCCUUUUACCUGGCUGUGUCUGGUCAUUGUGUCAGCACCAUGCUGCCUCAGAUGGACUUUCUGGCCGAGACCAGCCUGUGGAGCUGCUGAAUCCUGCCCGUGUGAACCACAUGCCCAGCACGGUGGACGUGGCUACAGCGCUGCCUCUGCAAGUGGCCCCUGCAGCAGUACCCAUGGAUCUGCGCUUGGACCACCAGUUUUCACUGCCCUUGGAACCUGCAUUGCGGGAGCAGCAACUACAGCAGGAACUCCUAGCACUGAAACAGAAACAGCAGAUCCAGCGGCAGAUACUCAUCGCAGAGUUCCAGCGUCAACAUGAGCAGUUGUCCCGACAGCAUGAGGCACAGUUGCAUGAACAUAUCAAGCAGCAGCAGGAGAUGCUGGCCAUGAAGCACCAGCAGGAGCUGCUGGAGCACCAGCGGAAACUGGAGCGGCACCGGCAAGAGCAGGAGCUGGAGAAGCAGCACCGUGAGCAGAAGCUGCAGCAGCUCAAGAACAAGGAGAAGGGCAAAGAGAGUGCUGUGGCGAGCACAGAGGUGAAGAUGAAGCUGCAGGAGUUUGUUCUCAACAAGAAGAAGGCUCUAGCCCACCGGAACCUGAACCACUGCAUUUCCAGCGAUCCCCGCUACUGGUAUGGGAAGACACAGCACAGCUCCCUUGACCAGAGCUCUCCACCCCAGAGUGGGGUGUCAGCCUCCUACAACCACCCCGUCUUGGGAAUGUACGACGCCAAAGAUGACUUCCCUCUUAGGAAAACAGCUUCUGAACCUAACCUGAAAUUACGGUCGAGGCUUAAGCAGAAAGUAGCUGAGAGACGGAGCAGCCCCCUGUUGCGCAGGAAAGAUGGCCCUGUAGCCACUGCUCUAAAAAAGCGACCCCUGGAUGUUACAGACUCCGCAUGCAGCAGCGCCCCUGGCUCCGGUCCCAGCUCUCCCAAUAGCAGCUCUGGCAACGUCAGCACUGAGAAUGGCAUCACACCCACCGUGCCCAGCGCUCCAGCUGAGACGAGCUUGGCACACAGACUUGUGACUCGAGAAGGCUCAGUCGCCCCACUUCCUCUCUACACAUCACCAUCCUUACCCAACAUCACCUUGGGACUUCCUGCUACUGGCCCUGCCGCUGGUGCAGCAGGCCAGCAGGAUGCUGAGAGGCUUGCUCUCCCAGCUCUCCAGCAGCGGAUCUUAUUCCCUGGCACCCACCUUACCCCGUACCUGAGCACCUCACCCCUGGAGCGGGACGGUGCAGCAGCUCACAAUCCCCUCCUGCAGCACAUGGUCCUGCUGGAGCAGCCACCCACCCAGACACCCCUUGUCACAGACUGGUAUCUUUCAGGCCUGGGGGCGCUGCCCCUCCACACACAGUCCCUGGUUGGUGCGGACAGGGUGUCCCCAUCCAUUCACAAGCUGCGGCAGCACCGCCCUCUGGGGCGCACUCAGUCGGCACCCCUGCCGCAGAACGCACAGGCCCUGCAGCACCUGGUGAUCCAGCAGCAGCACCAGCAGUUCCUGGAGAAGCACAAGCAACAGUUCCAGCAGCAGCAGCUGCACCUCAGCAAGAUAAUUUCUAAACCUAGCGAGCCACCUCGGCAGCCUGAGAGCCACCCAGAGGAGACAGAGGAGGAGCUCCGUGAACACCAGGCCUUGCUGGAUGAGCCCUACCUAGAUCGGAUACCUGGGCAGAAGGAACCCUCCCUAGCUGGUGUGCAGGUGAAGCAGGAGCCCAUUGAGAGUGAGGAGGAAGAAGUGGAGGCCACUCGAGAGGCAGAACCCAGCCAGCGCCCCGCCACUGAACAGGAGCUACUCUUCAGACAGCAAGCCCUCCUACUGGAGCAGCAGAGGAUCCACCAGUUAAGAAACUACCAAGCAUCUAUGGAGGCCGCUGGCAUCCCUGUGUCAUUUGGCAGCCACAGACCUCUGUCUCGGGCACAGUCCUCCCCAGCAUCUGCCACCUUCCCCAUGUCGGUCCAGGAGCCCCCCACCAAGCCAAGGUUCACCACAGGUCUUGUAUAUGACACACUGAUGUUGAAGCAUCAGUGCACCUGUGGGAACACCAACAGCCACCCAGAGCAUGCUGGGAGGAUCCAGAGCAUCUGGUCUCGCCUGCAGGAGACUGGACUCCGUGGCAAGUGUGAGUGCAUCCGUGGACGCAAGGCCACAUUGGAAGAGCUGCAGACAGUGCACUCAGAGGCCCACACACUCCUCUAUGGCACAAAUCCUCUCAACAGACAGAAACUGGACAGCUCACUGACCUCCGUGUUUGUCAGGCUUCCUUGUGGUGGUGUUGGGGUGGACAGCGACACCAUAUGGAAUGAGGUGCACUCGUCUGGGGCAGCCCGCCUGGCUGUAGGCUGUGUAGUGGAGCUGGUCUUCAAGGUGGCUACAGGAGAGCUAAAGAAUGGCUUUGCUGUGGUUCGUCCCCCAGGACACCAUGCCGAGGAGAGCACACCCAUGGGUUUCUGCUACUUUAACUCCGUGGCAGUAGCAGCCAAACUUCUCCAGCAGAGGCUGAAUGUGAGCAAGAUCCUCAUUGUAGACUGGGAUGUGCACCAUGGGAAUGGGACCCAGCAGGCCUUCUACAAUGACCCCAAUGUUCUCUACGUGUCCCUGCACCGCUAUGACGAUGGGAACUUCUUCCCAGGAAGUGGAGCACCAGAUGAGGUGGGCACAGGGCCAGGCGUGGGUUUCAAUGUCAACAUGGCUUUCACGGGUGGCCUCGAACCCCCCAUGGGAGAUGCAGAGUACUUGGCAGCCUUCAGAACGGUGGUCAUGCCAAUCGCAAAUGAGUUUGCCCCAGAUGUGGUACUGGUGUCAUCAGGCUUCGAUGCUGUGGAGGGCCACCCUACACCUCUUGGAGGGUACAAUCUCUCUGCCAAAUGUUUCGGGUACUUGACAAAACAGCUGAUGGGCUUAGCUGGUGGCCGGCUUGUGCUGGCCCUUGAGGGAGGCCAUGACCUGACAGCCAUCUGUGAUGCUUCUGAAGCAUGCGUUUCUGCUCUGCUGGGAAACGAGCUUGAGCCUCUGCCAGAAAAGGUUCUACAUCAGAGACCCAAUGCCAAUGCUGUCCACUCCAUGGAGAAAGUGAUGGACAUCCACAGCAAGUACUGGCGCUGCCUGCAGCGUCUGUCCUCCACGGUGGGGCACUCUCUGAUUGAGGCGCAAAAGUGUGAGAAGGAAGAAGCCGAGACAGUCACCGCCAUGGCCUCGCUGUCUGUAGGCGUCAAACCUGCUGAGAAGAGAUCUGAGGAGGAGCCCAUGGAGGAGGAACCACCACUGUAGCCCGAAGCUGCUGUUCUCGCCUUUGUUUGUCUGUCUUGAAGCUCAGCCAAGAAACUUACCCGUGUCACUCCUGCGUCCUGCCUAUUGCUCUCUUGAGUACAAAGGGACAGCAGGCGUGCAGCAGCAACGGGAGGCCUUUCUGCCGCCCUGGACCACAGGUCUGGAGACGCACACAGAACACCGGGUGUGGCAGAUCACAUGGAACACAGGACAGCGCGCGACACACGGGCACACAGACACGUGGAAGCCAAGCACACGCUGGUGGGUCCCCCCUCCCCCUGGGAAGCCGAGAAGGAAGAAGCUUGUGGCAACUUGGGUAGAGUUGCUGAAUCAAGUUAACAUGAGGAAAAUGAAAAUCAAAGAUCUAAUAAUACAGAACAAACUUGAUUAAAACUGGUGCUUAACAUUUGAUUCUUACCCACAAUCCCACAGUCUCUGUGUAAACCACUCAACUCAUCUUGUAGCUUUUUUUUUUUUUU
Molecule: messenger RNA, 4797 nt
Organism: Mus pahari (shrew mouse)
Lineage: Eukaryota; Metazoa; Chordata; Mammalia; Rodentia; Muridae
Gene: Hdac4
Product: histone deacetylase 4
Exons: 29
Coding region: 908-4318 (1136 amino acids)
Biological process (GO): chromatin organization; negative regulation of transcription by RNA polymerase II
Cellular component (GO): histone deacetylase complex
Molecular function (GO): histone deacetylase activity
Source: RefSeq, a predicted model, not a curated record